This is a messenger RNA of Rhododendron vialii, 2132 nucleotides long. Its product is annotated as CBL-interacting serine/threonine-protein kinase 21-like. Lineage: Eukaryota; Viridiplantae; Streptophyta; Magnoliopsida; Ericales; Ericaceae. The transcript is spliced from 14 exons. The record is from RefSeq and is a predicted model, not a curated record. Gene Ontology annotation, molecular function: protein kinase activity; ATP binding. The coding region runs from base 359 to 1855 and encodes 498 amino acids. Gene Ontology annotation, biological process: signal transduction; protein phosphorylation.
CCCCACCCCUUCUCAACUACUAGCCCAGCAACCAAUAUUUUCCAGGCAUCCAAACAAUAAACAAAUACUACUUAAAGAACAGAUGGACUCUCUUGAACCUCAAAAACCACUUUUACCCACAAACAAUGCCAGCCAGUCCCAUAAGCAGGAAAGUUCUUCAAGGCACAUGAGAUUCACAAGGAAUAUGGCAAUAGAGCCCAUCCAUAAACAAGAAAGCUCGUUGAAACCUAAUCUGAUUGCUUCCUUCUUCAGCACCACAUUAGACCAGAUCAGUGGAUACAAGGAACAUUUACAGGGUGUUUAGGAGGAAGAAGAAACAGAUAUAUUCCCAACAGGAAAUUAAGCGAGACGGAGAGAGAUGGGGUAUGUCAAUGCCAUUGGAAAGUACCAAAUCGGUCGGACGAUCGGAGAAGGCACCUUCGCCAAGGUUAAGUUGGCGGUAAACACGGAAAACGGACAAUAUGUUGCGAUCAAGAUCAUCGACAAGCAUAUGGUCGUGGAAAACAAUCUCACGAACCAGGUAAAAAGCGAAAUACGAACAAUGAAGCUUCUACGUCACCCAAACAUUGUUAGGAUACAUGAGGUGAUUGGCACAAAGACGAAAAUUCACAUUAUAAUGGAGUACGUAUCGGGAGGACAGCUAUCAGACAGGAUGUCCUAUGCUGGCAGGUUAGAUGAAAAACACGCAAGGAAACACUUUCAGCAGUUAAUCGAUGCUGUAGAUUAUUGCCAUUGCAGAGGGGUUUACCAUAGAGAUCUGAAGCCACAGAACUUGCUUUUGGGCAGCAAAGACAAUCUCAAAGUAUCAGAUUUCGGGCUCAGCGCGUUGCGGAAGCCUGGGGAUGUGCUAUCUACUGCAUGUGGAUCUCCAAGCUACGUAGCACCGGAGCUUCUUGCAAACAAGGGGUACGAGGGAGCGGCUGCAGAUGUUUGGUCAUGCGGAGUAAUCCUCUUUGAAUUGCUCGCCGGACGUCUUCCAUUUGAUGAUCAAAGCCUAAUGAACUUGUAUAAGAAGGUAGGCUCCCAAUCUAGUAUACAUUUCAUACCAAGCUUCAAAAAUAGAAACUUGAGAUAUCUGAUAAAUUUUUCCAUUGCGAAGAUAUUGAGAGCAGAUUACACAUUUCCAGAGUGGUUUACAGAAAGCCAAAAGAUGCUCAUCUCUAGGAUACUUGAUCCAAAUCCCAAAACGCGAAUAACAACGGCAGAGAUCAUUGAAGAUCAGUGGUUUCAAACUAAUUAUGAGCCUGCUGUUCGAACUGAAUGUGAGGAAGACAUCAACGUCGAUGAUGUUCAUGCAGCUUUCAGUUCAGUUAAGGAAAUUGAGACAGAGAGAAAGAUACCUCAUACUCCAAGUUUCAUAAACGCUUUCCAGCUAAUAGCCAUGUCUCAAGACCUUGAUUUAUCAGGACUAUUUGAAGAAGAGGAUAAUGAGAAGCACAAGACAACGCUUGGAUCAAAGCUUACAAUCAAUGAAACCAUAGAGAAAAUUGAGGCAGCUGCAAAGGAUGUGAGUCUGUCGGUUGAACGGAUGAACAACUCCAAGGUGAAAAUUCAUCCCAAACAGAAGAUGACUAGAUGUUCAAGGUCAUGCUUUAACCUAUCAGCCGAGGUAAUUGAGGUGGCACCCACACAUUGUGUUGUAGAAAUAUCAAAAUCUUUGGGGGAACUGGAACCAUACACAGAGUUCUGCAAAAGCUUAUCAAGUAUGCUACUGACAGAAGAAUCAGGUGCGUCGUCCGAAACACAAGCACCCAAGGAAGUCAUUGUCAACAUCAAAAAUAUCAAUCAAAGUGAAAGCUUUGGGCAGAAGGAUGACAAGGAUACCAUAGACAAGCGGGGAUACUCUUCCUCUUGAUAGCUAACCUUUGGUUUCAACAUUAAGAGGCUCUUGACGAGCCCUAAACACAAGUGUAAAGCAUACAACGAAGCAAUGCAUAAGGCUGAAUGUAAGUACAUAAGUGAAUCCAACAGAAAUGUUGUCUCGUGUUAAGGCUUACACUCCCAUGCUGUAGAAUUCAAGAUCCUCGUAUUUAUAAAUUUUGUUUCCUCUGAUGUAAUUAACUCAAUGACUUCAAUAGACAUAUUUAUUGUAUGAAAGGAAAUUCACAGAAGAAAAAAUCCUUUUUCUGUCA